Messenger RNA from Stegastes partitus (bicolor damselfish), 2160 nucleotides. It is a transcript of the gene pkmb, whose product is annotated as pyruvate kinase M1/2b. Gene Ontology annotation, biological process: glycolytic process. Gene Ontology annotation, molecular function: magnesium ion binding; pyruvate kinase activity; potassium ion binding. Lineage: Eukaryota; Metazoa; Chordata; Actinopteri; Pomacentridae. Bases 73 to 1665 code for a protein of 530 amino acids. The transcript is spliced from 11 exons. The record is from RefSeq and is a predicted model, not a curated record.
CAGCACCAGUGGCGCCUUUGGUCCCUGCAAAGUUCACCCAGUAGGAUUGUUCCUGCAGACACAGAUCCAAUCAUGUCGAAGACAAAGGAUAUGGGCUCUAGCAUCAUCCACACCCAGCAGCUGCACGCUGCCAUGGCCGAUACCUACAUCGAGCACAUGUGCCUGCUGGACAUCGACUCUGAACCGGCCGUGUCUCGCAACACUGGCAUCAUCUGCACAAUCGGACCUGCCUCCCGAUCUGUGGAUAUGGCCAAGGAAAUGAUCAAGGCUGGGAUGAACAUUGCAAGAAUGAACUUCUCUCAUGGCACACAUGAAUACCAUGCUGAGACCAUCAAGAAUGUCCGUGAGGCAGCUGAGAGCUUUGGACAAGGAACUGCUGAGUACAGACCACUGGCCAUUGCUCUGGACACCAAGGGACCAGAAAUCAGGACCGGACUCAUCAAGGGAAGUGGCACCGCCGAGGUUGAGCUGAAGAAGGGUGAGACCAUCAAGGUCACCUUCGACGACCAGUACAUGGAGAAGUGCGAUGAGAAAAUUCUGUGGCUCGACUACAAGAACAUCACUAAGGUCGUGCAGACCGGAAGCCACGUCUUCAUUGAUGAUGGUCUGAUUUCCCUCAAGGUCAAGGAAAUCGGCAACGACUACCUGAUGUGUGAGAUUGAGAACGGUGGUAUGCUGGGCAGCAAGAAGGGCGUCAACCUGCCCGGAGCUGCUGUCGACCUGCCUGCCUUGUCUGAGAAGGACAUCCAGGACCUGCAGUUCGGCGUGGAGCAGGGUGUCGACAUGGUCUUCGCAUCUUUCAUCCGUAAGGCCGCUGACGUUCAGGCUGUCAGGAAGGCGCUGGGUGAGAAGGGUAAGGACAUCAAGAUCAUCAGCAAGCUGGAGAACCACGAGGGUGUGCGCAGAUUUGAUGAGAUCCUGGAGGCCAGCGAUGGCAUCAUGGUUGCCCGUGGAGACCUGGGUAUUGAAAUCCCAACAGAGAAGGUCUUCAUCGCCCAGAAGAUGAUGACCGGCAGGUGCAACAGGAUCGGCAAGCCCGUCAUCUGCGCCACACAGAUGCUGGAGAGUAUGACCAAGAAACCUCGCCCUACUCGCGCUGAGGCCAGUGAUGUUGCCAACGCUGUGCUGGAUGGCAAUGACUGCAUCAUGCUGAGCGGUGAGACUGCCAAGGGAGAUUACCCCCUGGAGGCUGUGCGCACACAGCACAUGAUUGCCCGUGAAGCCGAGGCAGCCAUGUUCCACAGGCAGAUGUUCGAGGAGCUGCGUCGCACCUCUCAUCUGACCCGUGACCCCACAGAGUCCGUCGCUAUUGGCGCCGUUGAGGCUUCCUUCAAGUGCUGCGCCAGCGCCAUCAUUGUGCUCACCAAGUCUGGCAGGUCUGCUCACAUGCUGUCGAGGUACAGGCCCCGUGCUCCCAUCAUCGCCGUGACCCGCUGUGGUCAGACCGCCCGCCAGGCUCACCUGUACCGCGGCGUCUACCCAGUGCUCUACACCAAGCCUGCCAACGACGUCUGGGCUGAAGACGUUGACCUGCGCGUCAACUUUGCCCUGGAAGUUGGCAAGCACCGCAAAUUCUUCAAGUCUGGAGACGUUGCCAUCGUUGUGACUGGCUGGCGCCCAGGCACCGGUUACACCAACACCAUGAGGGUUGUGUUGGUACCUUGAACUUCCUCAAAGGACAUUAGUAACCGCUCCCCCUCCCCUCUUCUGUAACAUGCCUUCCCUCCAUAUUGGACUCUCUGACGGUUGUCAUAACAGAGUCACAACCAGGCUGAUCCCUCAAAGGACUUUUGAUGGUGUCGGCCACAGACAGCAAUUCCAUGAUUCCAGUCACCAUUAUAUCCAGUUUAUUGUCUAAACCCUGCUGCCAGAGACUGAACUUGAUUCAAAAACAUUUUAGUGGCAACCCCUCUGUUAUGUGAGUGCCUGACUCUGCAUGGUGAACAAAGUGGAGAUCAGAGUUCCUCGACAUAUACUGUCAACUAAAUUUAUGCAAUGAGACACUUCCUUGGUUUUUGGUUCUUUAACUGUUCAAGGAUAAACAUAAAUAUCUGCCGUCAUUGCCCUCUCCCAUGUUUCAUGCUGACAGUUGGCACCAUGUGGCAUUGUGAAGUGAACUUACAUGACUGACUUUCCAUUAAAAAGAACCAUUGAAAAAUC